Messenger RNA from Nezara viridula (southern green stink bug), 1428 nucleotides. The record is from the annotation of a GenBank genome assembly. Lineage: Eukaryota; Metazoa; Arthropoda; Insecta; Hemiptera; Pentatomidae.
AUGAUAUCGACUAUCACCCAUCUUUCGGUGGCGAGUGUUCAGCAAUAUGGGGCUUUUAUUAAAUUAGCUGGAAAUAAGAAUCAAGGACUAGUCCAUCGAACCCAAAUAUCCAAUAGCAAUGUUGAUGAUGCUUCAGAUGUUUUGCAGAAAGGCGAUAGAGUAUGGUGCAAAGUCAUUAAAUUGACAGAUGAUGGGAAAAUUUCGCUGUCUAUGAAAGUUGUUGAUCAAGGAGAUGGGAAAGAUCUUGAUCCAAAUGGUGUUCAGAUACAUCAGGAUGAGCAAAAACGACGUGAAAAGCCAAAUAGCUCAGGAAGAAAAAAAAUUGAAUUAGAAGCUGUUUUUAAUACUACCUGUUCAAAAUGUGGAGUGCAUGGCCACAUUGCCAAAGAUUGUUUUAAGGAUCCAACUGGUAAAGUUUAUGAACUUCUUCCUGAUGAAGAUGUUCCUGAUAACAGUCAAGAUCCUGAAACUGUAAGCAGAGAUAUUAAAGAAUUGAAAAGGAAAAAAAAGGAGCUAAAAAAGAAGCAUAAAAAAAAUAAGAAAAAAAGACAUCAUUCUUCAUCCGAUAGCCUUCACCUGAGCCGAGUUUUUUCUGCCUGCUCUGCCUCAUUCAGGAGGCGAUGUGAGGUCGUCCUUCAAGUAGUUCCAAUCAUGGCCAACUUUUCCACCACUCCAGGCUGUUUUCGGAAUGAACAGCAUUUUAAAACUGUGGUUUUAUGGUUAGAAGAUCAAGUUAUUAGGCACUAUAAAAUUGAAGACCGUGAGAGCUUGAGGGAUUUAGAUUCACCCAAUUGGAAUAAUGCAUUUGUGCAGUACUGUAAGGAUUUAGAGUGUCCUCUUCCAGUUGCCUCGCCUAAUGAAUGUUUAGAAUGGAUUGCCGGUCUUGCUGUGAGACUGGAAUAUUCUGAUAAUAAGGAGAAAUACAAGAACCAAACAUCUGAAAUUCUUAAAAACCAAAAAAAUACAACACCAGUUGUGAAAUCUUCUAACCCCCUUGAUAAUUUAGACUUUCAAAGUUUAGAGUUUAAAAAUGGUGUUGAAGAAUUAGCUAAAUUGUUGAAAGUUACUCAGCAUCCUGACCACUUGGUCACUCUUGAAGCAAUUUGUAAUUUGAUUACUCAAUCCCUUGAUAAGAACACUGUAAAUGAAACAAAACCACAGGGAGUCCCUUACCCUAUUAUGGAAAUGGAUUUAGGCUUUGAUCUUGGUGAUUAUGUAUUGAAUAGAGCUGCGAAAAUUCUCCGAUUGUUGUAUAUACAUGACCUAAGAAACUUACAAACAAAGAUUAACGAAGCUAUUGUUGCCGUACAAUCCGUCACAGCUAACCCCAAAACUGAUACUAAGUUGGGAAAAGUUGGAUAUUAGUUAUGAAAUUUGCAUCACUUAUAAUAUUUUUUUUUUAAAUAAAUGUUUUUCUAUUGUUUGAAA